AUGGAGGGCAUUUGCUGGCCGUGUAAUGCGGAAAAGGAAGUCCCGGGGAACGCACCCCUCCUUGCCCAGGAGGGGAAAGCCAUGCAGCGCCCAGAGGCUGGGAAGCCUAUCAUCAAAUUCAACCACUGUCAGAAGUACAUCUACAGCUUCAGCGCGCCGCCCUGCUGCCCCCUCUGCCGGCAGGACGUGGGCUCCAGGAAGCUGGAGGAAGCGCCUGUCAGCAUCCCUAAUCCGUUUUCCGAUGGGCAUCAAGAAGAGUGUUCAUUCCUCCUCAGACCAACUCAAGGGACGUUUCUUAGGGAGUAUGACGGAAGGUCUGAUCUUCAUGUGGGGAUAACCAACACAAAUGGAGUCGUGUAUAAUUACACGGCGCACGGCGUCCAGCGAGACGAAGCGGGCUGGGGGCAGAGCGUGAGCAUCCCGCUCCUGCAGCCUGGCAUGUUCGGACUGAUGGACCAGUGGGACAAGUACCUGGAAGACUUCUCCACCACGGGGGCCUGGCUGCCUCACAGGUACAAAGAAGACCACCACAACUGCUACAGCUACGCCCUCAAGUUCAUUAACUGCGUCCUGGCCACACAGGGCGAGAAGCGGCUGGACCGGGACGAGUUCACGGAGAAGUUCGUGAUCCCGAGGACGAGGAAGGCUUCCAAGUACAUCAUGCUCUACCGCAUGAUAGAAGAGCACGGCUUCUACGCCAUCGAGCCCCCUGGUCCCCAGACAAGCCCACGUCCGGGAAGCGGCUCGUGCUGA
This is a messenger RNA of Lipotes vexillifer (Yangtze River dolphin), 753 nucleotides long. RefSeq names its product MKRN2 opposite strand (gene MKRN2OS). The transcript is spliced from 4 exons. The record is from RefSeq and is a predicted model, not a curated record. Lineage: Eukaryota; Metazoa; Chordata; Mammalia; Artiodactyla; Lipotidae. Bases 1 to 753 code for a protein of 250 amino acids.